CUGGACUUUGGGAAGGUCCUCACGUACGUGUCUGAGUCCCUCACUGUAACGGUACGGUUUCUUUUUUUAACGCGCUGACGGCAAGAAGUUUGGAUUUUGACACAGCUGAGGCGACUUACCUGUCAUGGAGACCGCAGUACAGGAGAGAGUCGAUUCUCACACCCCGUCGCACUCAAACGGACCGACAGAGAAUCCACACGAUGUGACUGACCCAGAGCAGGAGGGGGCGAAGGUUUGUCAGUACUUCCUGUCAUCCAGGUGCCAUUUCGGCGACAGGUGUCGACUUUCACACAGCGCUCCCAUGUCAGAUGUCCCAGGGGCAGUGAGGGCAGGAGAGACUGACAGAGACGACACAGAAAAUGAGAGGAAGAACAAAAAGAACAAGAAAAACAACAGAAAUGAUAAGAAGAAAAAUAAACAGGCUAGCGAGAGCGACGAAAAAGAAUCAACGAAAAAACUGCGCAUGCGAACGGCGGAUGACGUCAUCUCCCGGAUCCUGUGGGACGACUCGGUGGACCCGGCAGAUUUUGUGGUGGGCCAUCUGGACCGGUUCCUGGGUGUUCUGGAGCGCCCGUUUUCGGACUUCUCCUGGGACACACCCAUUUCGGACUGCGACUACUCGGAAGAGCUAGCCCUACCGCGACACAGGAUCCAGUACUUCAGUUACCGUGGGCAACGUGUCUGGGACCGGGACAGCCGCAUGGACAGGGUGUUUGGGUCCACGGGACAGACGGUGGUGCCCCCUUUUGCCACGGAGGACCAAGCACAAGAAAACUCAGCCACAGACGGAGAGCAGCAGGUACAAGGCAACAGACUGGAGGAACCGCCCAGCAACCAACAGGAAGUGGCCACAGAACGCAAUGACAAAAAAUACGAUGGUGACCGACAGGAAGCCCUGACAGCAGAGCAGGAAGCUGCUGUCGCUGACACAGGUAGCACUUCAGCAGGUCAACAGGAAGCACUGGGAAGCAAUUCCAACGUAAAGAGAUCGGGAGAAGAUCCUGGGCUGGCCCGUCUGACCGAAGAACUCAGUCUUUCCCCGAGGGAUGGACAGAUCGAGGGAGGACAGGAGGAGGAAUGGAGGGAUGGCUGGGAAGGAGAAGAAGAGAAAGAACACCUGGCCUGGGAGGGUUCUUUUUCAUCCUCACCUGAGAAACAGAGUGUUAUCCAGGUCAGUCCAAAGGACCAGCGUGGAUUUCGGCCGCCCCGUAAGCCGACCCACUUCGUCUGUCUGCGUGUGGACUCUCCCGCUGGCCUCCAGGCUUUCCAGAGGGUCCAGAAAAAGGUCCUGGCCCAGUUCCCCCAGUCUGAGCCUCACUGGGUCACGCCAGAAUCGCUCCACAUCACCCUGUGCCUACUGGUCCUGCAGGGCCCGUCCGAAGUCAGCGCUGCGGCCCAACUGCUCAGAACCACUGUUCAGAACCUCCGCAAACCCCCUGUCUGCCUCUCCUUUCCCCCAAAACUGAAGCACUUUGGCGGGAAGGUUUUGUACGUGGCCCCCCAGCCCCUGCCGGACAUCCAGGCUCUGAACGCGCCCCUUCAGGAGGCUUUUAGGGGACAGGGCUGGCUCCACCGACACUCGCGUUCCCCCAUCUACCACCUGACGCUGGCCAAGGCCGAGGGCUCUGAUAGGGUGUUUGAGGGAGUGGGCGUGGUUAAGCUGGGGAAAGACGUGAAUUUUGGCAAACUGGAGGCCAACAAACUGUAUCUGUGUGUGAACAGCACGCCGUGCACGGAGAGCGGAUUCUACCAGACCGCGUGUGCCGUACAGAUACCUGAACUGUGAGAACGGCCCAAGUGUGUGUGUGUGUGUGUGUGUGUG
Messenger RNA from Chanos chanos (milkfish), 1822 nucleotides. It is a transcript of the gene leng9, whose product is annotated as leukocyte receptor cluster (LRC) member 9. The record is from RefSeq and is a predicted model, not a curated record. NCBI's taxonomy places the organism in Eukaryota, Metazoa, Chordata, Actinopteri, Gonorynchiformes, Chanidae. Gene Ontology annotation, molecular function: metal ion binding. The coding region runs from base 125 to 1786 and encodes 553 amino acids. The transcript has 7 exons.